Messenger RNA from Budorcas taxicolor (takin), 1824 nucleotides. It is a transcript of the gene AK3, whose product is annotated as adenylate kinase 3. The coding region runs from base 146 to 829 and encodes 227 amino acids. The record is from RefSeq and is a predicted model, not a curated record. Gene Ontology annotation, cellular component: mitochondrion; cytoplasm. The transcript is spliced from 5 exons. Gene Ontology annotation, biological process: nucleobase-containing compound metabolic process. NCBI's taxonomy places the organism in Eukaryota, Metazoa, Chordata, Mammalia, Artiodactyla, Bovidae. Gene Ontology annotation, molecular function: ATP binding; AMP kinase activity.
CUUCACUUCCGGGAACGCCUGGGCGACAAGGCCGCCCCCUGCUCGCCGCGCAGCCAGCCGGCCGGCCCGGGCGGCGAAGUGGGUGAGCGCGCAGUUUCAGGCCGAAGCUCCACUGUCCGCGCGGGCCCGGCCUCUCUCUGCAGCUAUGGGGGCGUCUGCGCGGCUACUGCGCGCAGCGAUCAUGGGGGCGCCGGGCUCUGGCAAGGGCACCGUGUCUUCGCGCAUCACCAAACACUUCGAGCUGAAGCACCUCUCCAGCGGGGACCUGCUCAGAGAUAAUAUGCUUCGGGGCACAGAAAUUGGUGUUUUAGCCAAGACUUUCAUUGACCAAGGGAAGCUCAUCCCAGACGACGUCAUGACUCGGUUGGUCCUUCAUGAGCUGAAAAAUCUCACCCAGUAUAACUGGCUGUUGGAUGGCUUUCCAAGGACACUUCCGCAGGCAGAAGCCCUGGAUAGAGCCUAUCAGAUAGACACAGUGAUUAACCUGAAUGUGCCUUUUGAGGUCAUCAAGCAGCGCCUUACUGCUCGCUGGAUCCAUCCAGGCAGCGGCCGUGUCUACAACAUCGAGUUCAACCCUCCCAAAACCAUGGGAAUUGAUGAUCUGACUGGGGAGCCUCUUGUACAGCGUGAGGAUGAUAGACCAGAGACAGUUGUCAAGAGACUGAAAGCUUAUGAAGCCCAAACAGAGCCCGUCCUGGAGUACUACCGGAAAAAAGGGGUGUUGGAAACAUUCUCUGGAACAGAAACCAACAAGAUCUGGCCACACGUAUAUGCUUUCCUACAAACAAAACUUCCACAAAGAAACCAGGAAACAUCAGUUACUCCAUGAGGAAAAGUCCAUGUAACUAGCAGGAUAAGCAGAAGCUCCUUUGUCUUGUGCAUCUACGAGUUCCUUGUCCUAAGACUCUGGCCUGUAUAAAUUCUUUGAAAAUUAUGUUAGUUUCAUUUCUGCUGAUUUUAUCCUGGAAAUUAAGGAUGUGCCAAAAGGGUCAGUUAUGAAGAUUAAUCUUCUGAAAUGUUUAGUGUGUUUUAUCUAGUUACCUUCUAACUAGAUAAAAUUAGAGUUUAAUUAGCACAAUUAUAAAACAUUAUAAAUGUCUAACUAGACUUUUGAAAAUUGGUGAGUGUAACUGAAAGGGCAAUUGGUAAUCUAAGUUUUGUUCAGAAAAGAAGUGGUGGAUAAAGUUUCCUCAUUUUUCUGGAGAAGUAAAACAAAAAAUUUCCGUAUCACUUGUGGAAAGUAUCUUAUCAGAGGCUUUUGUGGAUAGUGAUGUGAAAAAAAAGAGACCUCUAGCACUGUGAUACACAAACUGUGGGACACUGUCUAUGGAAUUCCUGGCCGGGGGGGAAGCAACUAAAUUUAUAGAUUAGUUGCAGGAUGCAGAUUCACUGCUGCCUUUUAUUGACCUCAAACAGAUUGCCAGGUAUUUCUCCCCUAAAAUGGGUUUAUUCGGAAUCAGCAGAUAAUUGCAGUUUGGAGUCUCAACCAUGGUGAGCCAGGUGCAAGUCCUCCCCACAGCAUGGGAAUGACAAUACUUUAAAGAGGAGAAAACGAAGUUGGGAGGGCUGUGGUAAACAAGUCCAUGGCUUUUCGUUGGCUGAGUUCUUGCCAGAAGUCUUGCCUUCUUCCUUUUGGGCUGUGCUAUCUUCACAAGGCAUGAGAGCUCCCCCUUGUGGUCCCCUGACUAUUGAGGUUUCUGGGGUUUUUUUACACUUUACACUAGCAACCUUUCAAUAACCGUAUAUCCUGUAUUUUGUUUUUUUUUAAACACAACUUUCACUUUACUCCAGAUUUUGUUUGCAAUAAAAAUGUAUCAGUUAGUA